Molecule: messenger RNA, 874 nt
Organism: Ectocarpus siliculosus
Lineage: Eukaryota; Phaeophyceae; Ectocarpales; Ectocarpaceae
Source: the annotation of a GenBank genome assembly
CACGACACUCCUGGCCUCAUCUAUCCAACCUUCACCACCUCCGCUGAAGAAAAGGGCCUCCCACACACUCUCCAUUGCUUGUUUUGCAGCUCAGUCCACGGGUCCGACAGCUUGGAAAUGGCGCGCCGAACCCCUACCAAGCGAGCGGCGAAGACGUACGAACGGCCCGGGCUGUCAGAGGAGGAGAUCGAGGAGAUCAGGGAGGCGUUCAACCUGUUCGACACGGACGGGUCGGGCACGAUCGACCCCAAGGAGCUCAAGGCGGCGAUGCAGUCCCUGGGAUUCGAGGCUAAGAACCAGACCAUCUACCAGAUGAUCAGUGACAUCGACAAGGACGGCUCCGGCUCGAUCGACUUCGAGGAGUUUCUCAACAUGAUGACGGCCAAGAUGAGCGAUAAGGACACGCGGGAAGACAUCAACAAGGUGUUCAACCUCUUCGACGACGACCAGACGGGACACAUCACCCUCAGGAAUCUCAAGCGCGUGGCGAAGGAGCUGGGAGAGACGAUGUCAGACGCGGAGUUGCUGGAGAUGAUCGAACGAGCAGACACGGACCAGGACGGAGAGAUCAGCGCAGAAGAGUUCUACUCCAUCAUGACCAAGAAAACGUUCACAUAAUUGUUUCUGUUACGCAUCGUGUCUCGUUUACUUGCUAUUUCACCAUUGUCGAAUCUGCUUUUCAGUGCCAUCAUUGUAUACAGAGCGCGGAUAUGUGGCAUAGGGUUAUUCCUCUGCAAUACAGCGUUUCGUGCAGAAUAAUAGCUUGUUCGCAACGACGAAAUUUGCCGUUGCUGUGUAUGCGUUCGCUGAAAACUACGUUAAAAACGACGCUAGGUAGGAGCUUGAGGAGAAAGUCUUAUCAUUGGCAGCCAUG